UCAGACAAUAUCAAAGAUGGCUGCCUCCAUCAGAACAUGGUUUCAUGCAAGUGCGACCUUCAACACCGCUAAUUUUCUUCGUAUGCGCCUCACGAGCAAUUCUUUACGAACAGUACCGGUCUAUGUUGCACAAGCUAAAAAAUACAAGAGUACAUAUACAAGCAAUAGCCCUACAGUUCUCUGUAACUCAUCACACUUGUGGUUUCCUAAAAGAUCAAUAAAUACAUCUAGAGUGCUUUGGAACAAUCAAGAAGAAGCCAAAGAGGAAACGGAUGAAGAUUAUCAUAACCUUAUCAAAGAUACAGAAAGAGGGAAAGGACCUGCUGACACACAUGAAUUCCAAGCUGAGACUAGACAACUGUUGGAUAUUGUUGCCAAGUCUUUAUAUUCGGAAAAAGAAGUUUUCAUAAGGGAGCUGAUCUCUAAUUCAAGCGAUGCACUAGAAAAACUUCGGUAUUAUGAAUUGACCGGCCAUGAAAUUGUUGACAAAGAUAUUCCAUUGGAGAUUCACAUUGCAACCAAUGAUGACAAAAAAACAUUCACCAUACAGGAUACAGGUGUUGGUCUUACAAAGGAAGAACUAAUAGAUAAUCUUGGUACAAUAGCUAGAUCAGGUUCAAAGGCAUUUUUGGAGCAGUUGUCUGACAAAACUUCAAAAGGCAAUGUUAAAAGCAAUCUCAUUGGCCAGUUUGGUGUUGGCUUUUAUUCCACUUUUAUGGUUGGAGACAAAGUUGACGUGUACACAAAGUCUUUUAAACCUGACUCAUCUCCAUACAAAUGGUCAUCUGAUGGGUCGGGAAAGUAUGACAUAUCUGAAGCUGAGGGUGUUCAGAGAGGAACCAAAAUUGUGAUACACCUGAAAGGUGACAGCUAUAAUUUUGCUAAGGAAGAAAUUAUUAAAGAAGUUGUGAAAAAAUACAGCAACUUUCUUGGUGUGCCUAUUUAUCUGAAUGGCAAAAGGGCAAAUAUUAUUCAGGCUCUGUGGACCAUGGAACCUAGAGAUGUAACCCCAGACAUGCAUGAGGAAUUCUACAGGUUUAUUGGGAAUGUCUAUGACAAACCCCGCUAUAAUCUACACUACAAAACUGAUGCACCAUUGAAUAUUAGAGCACUUUUCUAUAUUCCUGAAUAUAAACCAACUAUGUUUGACAUGAGCAGAGAAACUGAUGUUGGUGUUGCACUCUACAGUAGAAAAGUGCUCAUUAUGGCUAAAGCUAACCAUGUGUUGCCGAAAUGGUUGAGAUUUGUCAAAGGUGUUGUGGACAGUGAAGAUAUACCUUUAAACUUGAGCAGAGAAUUGCUACAAGACAGUACUUUGAUCAGAAAAUUGCGAGAUGUUUUGACCACAAGGCUUCUCAAGUUUUUCAUUGACCAAGCUAAGAAAGACCCACUGACAUAUAUGAAGUUUUAUGAAGAUUAUGGCCUGUUCUUCAGAGAAGGCAUUGUUACAACUGGGGACCAAGCUCAGAGAGAAGACAUUGCUAAGCUUUUGAGGUUUGAAUCUUCAAAACUUGAGAAGGGGCAGUUAACUAGCUUAGAUGAAUAUGCUCAAAGGAUGAAAGCAGGGGAGAGAAACAUUUAUUUCUUAGCAGCUCCUAGCCGCCAGUUAGCUGAAACAUCACCAUACUUUGAGGCUCUGAAGAAAAAAGACACUGAGGUUCUGUUUUUAUAUGAAGGCUAUGAUGAGCUAGUGUUGAUGAACCUUGGUCAGUUUGAUCGCAAGAAUCUUAAAUCUAUUGAGAAUGAAUUAUAUGAAGACAAAGAAAAUACAGAUACCAUAAAUGAAAAUGAUGAGAAAAGUCUUAAGCAGCAAGAGGCUGAGGAUCUGAAAGUUUGGCUCAAAUCUAUUCUGUUAAAUAAAGUCAAUAAUAUUAAGGUUACCAAAAGACUAGAGAGCCAUCCCUGUGUUAUCACAGUUCUAGAGAUGGGCUCUGCCAGACAUUUCCUGCGCACUACUCUAGCAGAUAAGAGCCAGGAUGAGAGGUUGCGCCUGUUGCAGCCUACUCUUGAAAUCAACCCAAGUCACCCGUUGAUUGUUAAAAUGCACAAACUGAUGGCUUCUGAUCCAGAGCUUGGCACACUUUUAGCUGAACAGCUGUACGACAAUGCCAUGAUAAACGCAGGGCUGAUAGAUGAUCCAAGGAUUGGAGUAUCCAGGUUACAACUCCUGCUGGAGAAGGCACUGGCCAAGAUUGAAUAGUUUGUCUUCCACUUCGUUGUUUUGUGUUAGUCCUUCCUGUUUAUACACAUUUUCAUGUAACGUGUACCAAGAUUUGUGAUUUGAUAUUUUAUAAUGCAUCCAUGGAUUUCAUAAGUAGUGAAUAAACCAUGCCAUCAAAUG
This is a messenger RNA of Physella acuta, 2341 nucleotides long. Its product is annotated as heat shock protein 75 kDa, mitochondrial-like. Gene Ontology annotation, biological process: protein folding. Gene Ontology annotation, molecular function: ATP-dependent protein folding chaperone; ATP hydrolysis activity; ATP binding. The record is from RefSeq and is a predicted model, not a curated record. NCBI's taxonomy places the organism in Eukaryota, Metazoa, Mollusca, Gastropoda, Physidae.